Messenger RNA from Synchiropus splendidus (mandarinfish), 6482 nucleotides. It is a transcript of the gene fgd5a, whose product is annotated as FYVE, RhoGEF and PH domain containing 5a. Gene Ontology annotation, molecular function: guanyl-nucleotide exchange factor activity; metal ion binding. The transcript is spliced from 21 exons. Bases 224 to 4639 code for a protein of 1471 amino acids. Gene Ontology annotation, cellular component: cytoplasm. Lineage: Eukaryota; Metazoa; Chordata; Actinopteri; Syngnathiformes; Callionymidae. The record is from RefSeq and is a predicted model, not a curated record.
AGCAUCUCAGUCCUGGAGGUGCGACCGCCUCUCCGCACUCAAAACACGGGGAUUCCACGGGCGGACUUUCACUGCAGGGAAACACAAGACGAUGCCUGUUCCAAGUCUCGCCUCACAACUUGACAUCUUCUCCUCGAUUCUCUGUUUGGAUUAAGUUUCCUGGUCCUUUCAAGAGAGAAGAAAAAUGAAAACUGUCGGCUGCCGUGGAUGAUGAAGUCCCAGGAUGAACACAGAUUUCCAAACUCAACUGCACGUCCCUCGACCCAAGGUUCGCAGUCACCUCACUAUCAAAGUGCAAUCAAAGCUGAUGUCACGGCCUUGUCCCCCUGUUGCUCCCAAGCCCCUCUACGGGACCCACCUGCAGGGGGUGCUGUGUUCCCAGCAGAGCCUGAGCAAUGGAUUUCUGGCUCACUCUGAUGGGCAGGUGGAACACCUCCAUGAGAUGACUGAGGGCAGAAGUGAUGCUCAGAACGGUGGGGUGAGUGAUGACAGCACAAAGGGAGGAAAGGAGGAUGAAUCUGAAAAUGGAAAGUUAAAAAGUGAUGAUGAUAUUUGUAGUGUUGACUCUGAGGAGACAGUGUUAGACGAUGCUGGUGCCGGUGAUGCUGCUGUGGAUCACGUUGACAGUAACUUGGAUCAACCUGCUGACAGCUCAAUAACACUGGAAGAAGUUAGAGAGGACGAUGUGGCUUCUGAACACUUGUUUGAUGAUGACGUGGAGAAAAAGUCAGAAACUCUCUCAGUUGUUGAAGAGGAUCUUGACCCUGGACAUAAUGGAGUUGACUUUGAAAACAGCUCUGUUGACUAUGAUUUAAUCAUUCAAGAGAACAAGGUGGAAACAUUUGCCUUCGGAUUCAGUGUGCUUCCAACGCUAACUGAGGAGUACCCCUACGAUGUGAUCGGUCCAAACGACAACGCCAGCGACACGUGUGAGUCAUGUGACCCAACAGAAACAGGAGAUUCAGAGGUGUGGCAACCAGAGCGGGCCACUAAAGAUGUAUCUGGUUGUUUCCGAUUCAACUCCAGCACAGAGGAUGUGUUCGGGCCCUAUUCAGUCAUCGAAGCACUGCCGGCAAACACCGAUGCCACAGCUGAUCCUGAGUUGUGCCACGAUGAUGCCAAGGAAACAGAGGUGGAUGAGGAGCAGCCACUGUGUGCGGCAAACCCAGAACCUUUUUAUGUGUCUUCAGAUGAUGUUGAGAAGUUGGAGAAUCAGCAAGCUCUUUCAAAGACUGAACGUGAGAGUGAGCAGCAUCCGGUCAAAGACAGAGUGAAGGAUGUUGAGUCAGCAGAUGAGUAUGCUGACAUUGAUGAGUCACUUUGCCCUAAAGAGGAUGAUUUUGGACAGUUGGAGUGUGUUUCAUCUGAAGACUAUGUUGAAAUCGGUGAUGAAGAAGAGGAGGAGGAGAAGGCAGAGAAGAAACAUAUCAAGGGGAAAAGUGCAAAAGACCGAACAGCGAAACGAGAGCAGGCUCUCCUCAGCCAAAGAAAAAGUUGCCAGCCUCGUCUCAGGUUAUGUAACAUUACAGUGCCCACCGACCUGGACCUGGGUCGCACCCCAGAGCUCACCAAUAGGGUCGUGUUCGCUCACACCACCGAGGCCUUCGAGGAGGACAUUGAGGAGCUGGACUGCCACAUUGUGCCUUUCUACGAGGACACAGACUCGGACAGUGAGGAGCACAUAUACGAAGAGGCUGGCUUUGACUCCGAGGGCGAAAACUUUCUAAACCUGGACAGGAAGACUAUUGUGACCCGCUCGCGCUCAUACUCUGGCAAAGUUCCAGGUUAUGUACCAGAAACUGUGCCAGAGGAGACAGGCACAGAGUAUCAGACGCAUGACUACUGCACGGUGGCCUUGAAUGAGAGCAGUGAACCGCUCAGCCAUUCGCAACAGCCGGGGGUCAACUGUCUGAUCCCGCCUAUGAAGUCUCGCCGCUUCUUGUUGUACUCCCGUUCCGCUGAGGGUCAGGAAUUGUCCAUGACUUCGCCUGCUGAUGGUGACAAAUCCAUCAGAAAUGAGCUUAGGAUGAGGAGGAAAGAUGACAACCUUUCUCUUCCGUGUGUCAUCACCUCAUCCGGAAGCUUCUCUCAGCGUAGUGUCCAGUCCUCCAGCGGUGUUUCUACACCCACCUCCCUCGUGGACAUCCCUCCACCCUUUGAGCUCGCCUACAUCACAAAGAGACCAGUCACAAAGAGCUCCCCGUCUGUACUGAUACAGCAUGAACCUGUUGAAAAAGUAAAGAACAAAAAGACUUCAUUUAAGCGUUUUCUGGCACUAAAGUUCAGGAGGAAUACAGACUCGAAGGGUUACAGUGACGGGAGUGUUCGCUCGUCUCGCUCCUCCUCAGAGUCCAGUCACCACGGGCCUACACGACUCAUUGAGCUCGACCGUAAAAGUAACGGCUGCUCUCCUCAGCUCCAGUCCCGAACUUACAACUCUCAGCAGCGCUCCCAGGAUCUGCCUUUUGUUCUCAAACCAGAUGAGAGGAAGAUUGACCCCAAACCCUUCCACAGUCGCGUCUCAAGAGUGGAGUCUUUUGAGGAGCGAUCACGGCGCUCCGCAAUGCUGGCUCCUUUAACCAAACCGCGCUCCAUAUCGUUCCCUUGCCCAGACACCUCUGACUAUGAAAAUAUUCCAGCCAUGAGCUCAGAUUACGAGAACAUUCAAAUCCCAGGCCGACCUGUGAGAUCCCACACCGUCACAGAAUUUUUUGAAGAUCCCAAUCGCAUGGCCGCCCCCUGCAAUGAAAACGACGGGUACGUGGACAUGAACAGCUUCCCAGGGAUCGAAAAACCUCAGAAAAGCGAAAAUGAAAGCGCCUACACAGAGCCUUUUCCAUUGGCUGCAGUGUCUGCCAGGUUGUCAGCCGAGGAGGACCAUGGGCGAACGUCAGAGGAGGAGGACGCUGCGCCGGAGCCCAGUUACGACCGACAGAUUGAUGGCCGAUCCAGAGCCUUCUACGUCGCCAAAGAGAUCUGCGACUUCGAGAGAGUGCACGUCAGCGCCCUCAAACACCUCCACGAGGACUUCAGGAAGGCUGUGGGAGAGUCGGUGGGUGAGGAUGGGGAGCCAGUGAUGGAGAAGCAGAGGCUGGAGGAGAUCUUGGGCGUGCUGCAUCAGGUCUUCACCCUCCACAGCAGCAUCCUGGCUGAGCUCGACGUGCGCAUCAAUCAGUGGGAGGAGAGCCAAAGAGUCGUCGACGUGAUCUUGUCCCGUCGGGAAGAAUUUGCUGUGUUUGAGACCUUCAUCUCCGAGUACGACCGCAGCAUGAGUCUGCUGCAGGAGAGCUGUAGGACUAAUGCAGAGUUCGCCAGCAUCGUGAAGAAAUUUGAGAGAAGGAACUCUGAGGAUGCUGAGGUUCCUCUGAAGCACCAGCUGCUACAGGUGAUCGUCAGAGUGCUACAGUAUCGCAUGCUCCUCACAGAUUACCUGAACAACCUGUCACCUGAUUCUAAAGAGUAUGAAGACACUCAAGCUGCCUUGGUGAUCGUCUCCGAAGUUGCAGACCUGGCCAACGACAAUCUGAAGCAUGGGGAGAAUUUGCUGAGGAUGGUCCACAUAGAGUACAGCGUGAAAGGAAAGAGGGAUCUUCUGAAGUCCGGAAGAAUGUUUGUGAAAGAAGGAACCCUCAUGAAGGUGUCCAGGAAGAGCAGACAACCCCGACACCUGUUUCUGAUGAAUGACAUCAUGCUGUACACAUACCCACAGCAGGAUGGGAAAUACAGGUUGAAGAACACCUUGUCUCUGUCCGGGAUGAAGGUCAGCAAGCCUGUCCUCGACAACAUCCUCAACUGCCUGAGAAUCGAGGUGUCUGACAUCACCAUCGUGCUCUCAGCCGGCUCAGUCGCAGAGAGAGAGGACUGGUUCCACACACUGAGUCGAGCGAUAGCAGACCAUGCAGCUGGACUUUGCACAUUUGGUGGACCGUGCAGUGAGGCUCGGGAGAAGUUGUGGAUGGCUCUAGGAGAAGCGGCGCCGGUGCUAGUCCCGGUGUCUCAGGUGAUGAUGUGCAUGAACUGCACCGUCGACUUCAGCCUCACGCUGCGGCGACACCACUGUAACGCCUGUGGAAAGGUGGUGUGUCGGGCUUGUUCUCGCAACAGAUAUCCCUUGAAGUACCUCAAAGACCGAGUAGCCAAAGUGUGUGACCACUGCUACAGUGAGCUCAGGAAAAGAGGCGGCAGCAUGUCUGCCGUGUCGGCUGCCAACUCCAGUCCUCGAUCCCACCGAGCAAGUCGGCCUCUGUCUGCAGUCUUCCAGAGCUUGCAGCCACCGAGUCUGUGGAAGAGCAGGAAGAGCGUCUGCAGUCUCAACCAGGUGUCUCUGGGGCUGGAUGGCUCCACCAUGAGUGGAAGUCUACACCGCAGGAAGAAGAGCAAGAGGAAAUGGAAGCGGCUGUGGUUCCUCCUCAAAGACAAGGUGCUCUACACCUUCACGGCCUGUGAGGACAAAGUGGCGGCAGAGCGUUUGCCUCUUCAGGGUUUCACGGUGAAGCUGAGUGAGCGCCUGGAGGGAGAAGAGAGCAGCAACCUCUUCCACCUCUACCACAAGAAGACUCUCUACUACACCUUCCGAGCAGAGGACCACCAGACCGCACGCAGGUGGGUGAAUGCCAUCGAGGAGGCCACAGUUUUGUAGUGGUUACCUGAUCGGGAAGAGCCUGCCUCCUCAAGGAAGCAGGCGGACCUGCAUUAGAAGAAUUCUGAGUUGUCACUUUCGAGCUGGAGAACUUUCGUUUGCUCUUCUGAACCUUCUCAUUGUGCUGCUGAGCGUCCAACACAUUGUUGUCUGAAGGACCUCCAACAGCCUGGACCCAGUUCUUGAGACUUUAUAUAUGAAUAUAUUGACCAAUACCUGGACAACAGUGCACAGCCGGAAAUUCUUCUGCAAGAGUCAAUGCUACUGAAACCCACAUGACGCCUCUGGUCAAACUCUUUGGUUUUUACAGGUCCCCUCACUCCCCAAUAAGUGAUGACGUGCCUCGUGAAGAGUUUGAGUUUGAAUGUGCCGUGGUGACAUCCUGCUGAGGGAAUCUCUCCUGAGUUUCCAUACUACUGAUGCGACUGACUUUCAAGUUUCCCAUGACGGUUUUGGACAGAUUUUUAGGACAAACUUACAUUAAAGUUUGAAUCCAAAUUGUUUGUUGUUCUGUAGCACAAUUUGAAUCUGUUUUUUCUGCGGUCCAUUUUUAUCGUGCUUAACAGUUGACCCACAUGCUCUCUCAUGCUGACACUCUCAUGCUGCUUUUUUUUUCAUUAACACAUUUUUGAUAAUCCUCCUCUCCAGAUUUCCUCUCUUGAAGAUGAUCAUGUCUUGUUUAGGGUUUUUUUUGUUUUGUUUUUGUUUGCAACUGUGUGCCCUGCUCGCGGUUAAAUACUUGAGAAUCUUUUCUUUCACAGUUUUGAUUUAAAAUAAUAGUGUUGACAAUAAUUAAUAAUGAGUCAGGGGCAUUACUAUUUAAAGUUGUUUGUUAUUUGAACUAGUUUUCAUUUUUUUAUAUUUUUCUAAAAUAUCAGUAUGAUGUCAAAAAAUGCGUAAAUAGAUGCAUGUUAUUUAACAUGGAUUUUAAAACAUAAUACAAAGAAUAUUUUUGACAGAAAAAUAACUCAAUGUCGAUUAAAAAUCUUAAACUUUAAAAUAGAGAUAUCAUUAUUAAUAAUAAUAUUAAUCAUGAUGAAGGUUAAUGAUAUUGAUUGAAUAAUAAAAAAAAAACUGUUCUACAGGAAUGAAAAAAUGCAUGAUUUGAGCAACAUGUAGUAUCAAAUAUUGAAUUUUAAUUCAUUUUUAAAUGCCUGCCAGAGCGUAAUUUGAUUUUUGUUUGUCUGUCAUUUAUGACUUUUUUUCCUUUUGAAGUCAGUAUUUUUUUGUUUUUUUUGUUUUUUUCGUUUUUUUUCGUUUUGUAGCACCGGAACAUUUGAUUCAUCAUUCAUCUUUUUAUUUAUUCAUUUUUUCAAUUUAGACUCUUGUUUCUUGGUGUUAAAACAAAAGUCUUAUGUUUGUCAAAAAGCUCGUCCUUUUUUGUUGUUGUUUUGGCCCGUUAUAAGGUUCGCUUUGCUGUUUUCUACUGCAAUGAAACAAUGUUACUGACCUUCUCGUUGUCCUAAAAAUAUGGCCAAAACUGCAGUUGUCUUCUGUAUUUGCUGCUUGUGUUUUCUAUCUUGACACUGGAGGAUCAUCAACACACUUGAAUCACUUCAAACCUUUCACCCAGUUCAGUGUCUUUAAAACCAUGUGUAAAUAUCAACUUCAUUCAGAGUGAGGUGUGCCAGUUAACACAUGAAAGGAGUCUCAGCGGCACUGACUCAUGUGACUCUGUUUGCUUUUGUGUGGCUCAAGUAUUGCUCAUGUUUGUGUACCUGACAUGACUUUUGUAUCCGGCCAGGUUGUGUGUCGGCAGGAUGAUGUAAAUGUUAAUGUGUAUAGAAGCUGAGGGGAGCUAAAUAGCUAUAAAUGUUAUAAACUGCAGUCUGGAAUAAACAUG